AGUCUGUCGCAACCUUUUCUUCUUCUUCUUCUCUUUGUUUCUGCUCAAAGGUUCUGAUGGACAAACUCUGCUGGAUUUAACCCGGACCUAACCCGGACCUACCCUGGAGUUAGCCUGGAGAUAACCUGGAUUAUAAACCGUAUUUAACCCGGAUUUAUGGCGGACUAACACGGGUUAAAUGCUUAGUAUCGGGUUGGACCGUUAGAGUACCGAGAGUUCGGGUUCGGGUCCGGCCGGACGGCGGGACUCUGAGGAACGUGUUGCUAUCUGUGUUUUCAUGGAGAUGAGAGUGUUUCCCGCCCUCUGACACAGUAUCGAUAACUGUUAUUGAUCGUGUAUUGAUCCGGAGAUGGCCGCGCGCAUACUGCCGCUGCUGGCGCUCCUGACCUGCGGACACGCCAAGAGCGCGUUCCCGCAGCGACCCUCCUACAGCCUGUACGCGCACGGGGCGCACGGGACCGCACGGGGCGCACGGGGCGCACGGGACGCACGGGGCUCGCGCCGCCAGCAGACACAGGAACUGGUGUGCGUUUGUGGUGACGAAGACGGUGAGCUGCAUGGUUGAGGAUGGAGUGGAAGCGUUUGUGAAGCCUGAUUAUCAUCCCUGUAGCUGGGGGAGCGGCCAGUGCAACAGGGUGGUUCUCUACCGGACCUACACGAGGCCGCGAUACAAGGUCGCCUACAAAAUGCUCACGGAGAUGGAGUGGAAGUGUUGCCAUGGUUACAGCGGAGAGGACUGCAACGACGGUCCAAUCGGAGGAGCGGGAACGCAGAUUUCCACCACCAGACCUCAACCCAGACCGGGACAUGGAGGGACAAACUACGGACAGGGAGGGCGAGUUGACAAUGAGAAGAUGAGGCAGCUGGAAGAGAAGAUCCAAAGUUUGACCAAAAACCUCCAGGACCUUCAGUCCACCAUGAACGAACACCUUCAACAGGAAGUCAACAAACCAGGCAUCAGCGGAGGAGGAACAUCUUCAGGAGGAAGAAACCCCGCUGAUGCGGCCCAGCCAGAGAUUAAAGACACGAUUCACAGCAUUCAGACGAAACUGGACCAGCUGGACAACCGCACACAGGCCCAUGAUAAAACCCUGGUCAGCAUUAACAACCACCUGGUGAACGGGAAAGGGAACGCCCUGGAUGGAGGUCUGUCUGGAGGAGGACUGAGCGGUGGGAGGCUGAACUCACUGAAGGAGGAGAUCCUGAGGGAGUUAGAGAGCCGGGUAUCACUGUCCUGCUCCUCCUGUCAGGCCGGUGUGGAGGAUCUGCGCCGACAGCAGCAGCAGGACAAAGAGAGGAUUCAAGCUCUGGAGAAGCAGCUAAAUGCCAUGGACGUUCGGUAUCGUCAGAGCCUGGAUGGGCUGCGUCAGGAGGUGGUGCGCUUGCAAGGAUGCUGUGACACCGUCAACGACCUACGAAAACGCGUCACUGAUGCCGAACGCAAGAUCAGCUCCGCCUCAGAGAACUUUGAUGUUCUGCAGAACCGUCUGGACAGGGAGCUCAGCGGAGGAGGAGGCAGCAACAACGAGAACGGUGGCUUCGGUGGAGGAGGGUUUGGUGGUGGAGGAGGAACUGGGGGAGGGGGGAGGGAUGUUGUGGUGACGGAGGAAAGACUGGACAAUCGUCUGAAGGACCUGGAACGGCGGGUCAACAACACCUUGCAGCAGACAGAGCAGAGCUGCUCGCACCUAGAGAACGACCUGAAGGACUACUUCCACAGAGAACUGGGGGACCUGCGGACAGUAUUCCUGGACCGGUUUGAUGACCAAGCCUUCAGGAUCGCAGACGUGGAGCUGGACGUGGGACAGGUGAAGGAGAGAGUGAGCGACCAAGACAAGAGGCUAUCUAAGCUGGAAAACAACACUUUGCUCAUCAGCCAGAGACUGAAAAACUGCAGCUGUGCAGGGACUGAAGGAGACCUGGGAGAUGGAGGAGGAUUUACAGGGGGAUCUACUGGGGGAUCUACAGGAGGAUCUACUGGGGGAUCUACGGGGGGAUCUAAAGGAGGAUCUACAGGAGGAGGUACAGGAGGAGGAUUAUCUGGGACAGGAGGAGAAAGUACAACAGAGAAAUCACUGGAGUGGAGAGUGAUCGCCAAUGAGGAUCGUAUUCGACACUUUAACACUGAACUGAAAGAUCUGUCAGUGUCUGGAGACUCUCUGCACGACAAGGUUGUGGACCUCAGCCAUGACGUCCGUAAGAUCAAAUCUCUGACCGGGGAUCACGGGGAACACUUUAACCGAAUUGUUACUGAGGUGGAGCUUCUGGGGCAGGACUGCGAGUUGUGUGGGAAGGUAGAAGAUGAGCUGCAAAGGCUGAAAAAUCAAUCCCAGGAUGCACUGGGGCGCAUGCACAGCCAAAUCAACAGACUCCAGAUCAGACUGGAUUUAGGAGGAGAAGGCUGCUUCCAGAUCUGUUCACAGUUGGAGGAUGAAGUCCGCCUGCUACGAGACGAUGUCAGGAGAUGCACCGGCCAAUGUAAGACCAGCCCGGCCACGCCCACAGGUGGUGGUUCUGGUAGCGUUGGUGGUACCGGCAGACCUGGGUUGGAUGCUGAGAAGCCUUUAGAUGGCCACAGUGUGAUUGGAGGCUCCAUCAACAACAACCAGCUGAAGACGCUGCAGGGUGAACUCUCUGAGGUCAUCCUCACCUUUAGUUCCAUCAACGACACCCUGAAGGGGUUCGAACACACGGUGCAGAAACAUGGUAGCGUCAUCACUGACCUCGGAAACACAAAGGAUAAGAUAAUUUCUGAGCUGGACAAGAUCCAGCAAGAGAUGACGGAGCACAUCGAGGAGAGCGGCAACCGCCUGGACGCGAUGGACCGGGAUGUCCGGCGGUUCAAGAGCACGAUCCUAGUGGAGAUUGGAGACUGUAAGAGGUCUGGAGACGGGCUGGAGAAGAGGCUUUCCAAGUUGGAGGGAGUCUGUGGGAGGCUGGACGGUGUCUCUGACUCCAUCCUCAAGAUCAAGGAAGGACUGAACCGACACGUGUCGAGUCUGUGGACUUGUGUUUCUGGUCUGAAUGAGUCGGUUGUCCAUCACGGAGGAAUCAUGGACUUCAUUCAGAAGAACCAGGACGAUGUCUACAGCAGGAUGAAGAACCUGAACUCAAGCAUGAACCAGUUCCUCAGAGAUCUGCAGGGUUCCUCUGUGAAUGGCCUGUCCGGCCUGCCUGGACCUCCAGGACCCCCGGGACCCCGAGGAGAGAGAGGUUAUAAUGGGCCUCCUGGACGUCAAGGUGAAAAUGGACCCCGAGGUCUGCCCGGUCCCAAAGGUGAACCAGGUGUGUCUGGUGUCGAUGCUCAUGUACCGAGACUGUCGUUCUCUGCUGCGCUCACUGUUCCCAUGGACAGAGCUGGAACCAUCGUCUUUGACAAGAUCUUUGUCAAUGAAGGAGACUUCUACGACCGGAGAACAGGUAUCUUCACGGCCCCCGUAGAUGGACGUUACUUCUUCAGUGCCAUCCUGACGGGUCAUAGGAACGAGAAGAUCGAGGCGGUUCUAUCGAAAUCUAACUACGGCAUGGCACGGGUGGACUCUGGAGGCUACCAGCCCGAAGGCUUGGAGAACAACCCUGUGGCCGAGGCUAAAAUCACUCCUGGAUCUCUGGCCGUCUUCAACAUCAUUCUGCCUCUGCAGACUCGGGACACGGUCUGCAUUGACCUAGUGAUGGGAAAACUGGCUCACUCUGUGGAGCCACUCACCAUCUUCAACGGCAUGCUGCUGUAUGAAGACAUGUGACAGUGUUUUAUAAACAUAUGAAAAUCAGUGAGGCCAGACAACCAGCGAGGCCAGAAAACCUGUUUAAGAUUCACGACAAUACCCACAGGAGGCUGCCACAUAGAGAACAAUGUCACUUCCUCAUUCAAUUCCUAAACUGAUGACAAAUAUUUUAAAGGAACCUUUAGUCUGAACAGAUUUAUGUCUCUAUAUUCUAACAGGUCACAUUUGUUUGACUGGUGUUGUUAUUAUUCUUAUGUCACUUCACAUGUGGACGAUUUAUCAUCUGACUGCUUUAUCUGCUGAUCUGAUGUGAUCAAAUGAUCUAAGUUCAGAGCAGCACUGUCAGGACAGAUGUCCUGUAGACCAGAUAAUGUCCCAGAAAACCAGCUGGUGUCCCUGUAAACCAAAUAAUGUCCCUGUUAUUCAGGUAAUGUCCCUGUAAACCAAAUAAUGUCCCUGUAAACCAGAUGGUGUCCCUGUAAACCAGAUAAUGCCCCUAUAAACCACGUACUGUCCCUGUAAAUCAAAUAAUGUCCCUGUAAACCAGAUAAUGUCCCGGUAAACCAGCUGGUGUCCCUGUAAACCAGCUGAUAUCCCUGUAAACCAGCUGGUGUCCUGUAAACCAGCUGGUUUCCCUGUAAACCAGCUGGUGUCCCUGUAAACCAGCUGAUGUCCCUGUAGACCAGCUGGUGUCCCUGUAGACCACCUGGUGUCCCUGUAGACCAGCUGAUGCCCUGUAGACCAGGUUUCCCUGUAGACCAGUUGACCCCUGGCCGACCUGCUUCCUGCUGCUGCUUGAAACUUUAAACAACUUUUUGAAACACAGGAACUCUUGUAGUGUCCAGCUGUUGUUGAUGGUCUCACUGGAAGUUUUUGAGUUACGUGAAAUUGGACCAAGAUGUUGGACAGACCAACGGAUCAGCUCCAUUUUUAAGUCCCGCCCCCGGCAGAUUGGAUGUUGUCUUGACAACCUGUGACAGUGUGACUUUAAAUAUGAAGAGAAAACCUUUUGUACUGAAGCUUUAUAAAAGCAGAAUGUGUUUUAUGAGAUGAGUUCACAAUGCAAAUGUUUUAUAUUA
Perca fluviatilis (European perch) is the source of this 4804-nucleotide messenger RNA. RefSeq names its product EMILIN-1-like. Lineage: Eukaryota; Metazoa; Chordata; Actinopteri; Perciformes; Percidae. Gene Ontology annotation, molecular function: protein binding. The record is from RefSeq and is a predicted model, not a curated record.